Molecule: messenger RNA, 3042 nt
Organism: Pieris macdunnoughi
Lineage: Eukaryota; Metazoa; Arthropoda; Insecta; Lepidoptera; Pieridae
Source: the annotation of a GenBank genome assembly
AUGUUGCGCGGCGGCGCGUGCGCACUGCUCGGCGCACCGUGCUCGCGCAAGAAUGGUGCAAUUUGUACCUGUCGGCUACACACUGCCCUGCUGCAGGAAUUUGCGACUCUUACAAAGGAGUUGAAUCAAGCUCGAGAACAGCUUCUAGAGAGAGAAGAGGAGAUAUCCGAACUCAAGGCGGAAAGAAACAACACCAGGCUUCUACUAGAGCACCUAGAAUGUCUAGUGUCGCGGCACGAGCGCUCGCUGCGCAUGACCGUGGUGAAACGGCAGGCGGCUGCCCAGUCGGGCGUUUCUUCCGAAGUGGAGGUACUGAAAGCGCUCAAGAGUCUCUUCGAACAUCACAAGGCGCUCGACGAGAAGGUUCGAGAGCGAUUACGUGUGGCGUUGGAGAGAAAUACAGCGCUGGAAGAAGAAUUGGCUUUAACCAAAGAAGAACUGCAACAGUACAAAUCAUCGUCCGGCCAGGACGACAAACCCAAAGAGAACGGCACUGUCUCGACUGGAUCGCCAGAACAGAACGGCGAACCGACACAGACUAAGGAAAGUAGUGUUAACGGUGAGCCGGAGACUGGCAAGAAACUAACUGAGCUACAAAACACGAUCGCUAAACAGUCGGCUGAGUUAAGUUCAUGGCAGAGAAGAGUGGCAGAGUUAAACAACAAAAUGACCGACCUAGAAGAGAAGUUAACAAAAGGAGAAAAGGAGUUGGCGAAGAAACAAGAUGAGUGCAUAAAACUACAGCGGGAUCUAAGAGAAAAUGUCGCUCAGAAAGAGGACCAGGAAGAAAGAAUAGCUACACUAGAAAAACGGUACCUCAAUGCACAGCGCGAGUCUACGUCUCUACACGACCUGAAUGAAAAGCUGGAACAGGAAUUACAACACAAGCAGGCCCAGCUUAAGCUUCAAGAAGAGAAGAUAGCGGCCAUCGAGGAGAAGUUGGAGCUGUCCACACAGAAACUGGCCCAGAUGUGUUCUCUGCCCGAAAUGGAGGAGCAGCUGAAGGCCAGGAUGGAAGCUCUCAGCCAGGCGCAGGAGAGGCAUGGCUCCGCUGAAGACAGAAUACAGAGGCUUGAGGCGAGUGUUGAGGAAAAGAAUGCGGAGCUGAUGAGGCUUAACCAGCGGCUGAGGAUGAACGAGGAGCACAACACGAGGCUGUCUGCGACGGUGGAUAAGCUGCUGUCGGAGUCUAAUGACAGAUUGCAAGUUCACCUGAAAGAGAGAAUGCACGCGCUAGAAGAGAAGAACGCAUUGCAGCAAGAGUUAGAGAAGACUCGUAAGUACGCAGAUGAAUUGCUUCACGAGAAACAGGAGAUACUCAAGGAACUCGCCAAGUGGAGGAUGGAGACUGAACAGCUCAAGCGUCAGAUGCUCCAACAAGAGAUAGCGUUCAACAUUCAACAAACGGACGCCUUGACUCGUUCCUUAUCCCCAGCAGCUCCGCAGCCGCCGCCGCCGGGACUCUUCCAGCCCAAGUUGGACGGUUCCUGGGAGAAACUUCAGCAAGCUCAUGUGCUCGCAAGUGUUCAGCAAGGUUUCGAUGUUACUAGUGAUGCGGAGAAUGAUGAGUCUGAAGGGGCUGAAGGUGGGCACACGGAUGCUGCUGCCUUGGCUCUCAUGCUGCAGGAACAGCUAGACGCCAUUAACACGGAGAUACGACUCAUUCAGGAAGAGAAGCAGAGCACAGAAGCCAGGGCUGAGGAACUGGAGUCUAGGGUUGGCAGCUAUGAACAUAUGAACGUUGUAUCGCGUCGCGCCGAGUCUCCGCCCCCAGCUGCUUCGCCUUCGCACACACAUAUGCAUCACAAGUACCACACUGCGCCCGCGUCAAUGUCACCUGCGCACGCGCACUACCGUGCGGCCAUCGCCUCUGAGAGCCUGCCCUCCAGUCAGUUGCAGCUAUGCGAGGAGGGCGUGGCUGGUGUAGGUGUGGCCGGUGUGGGAAUGGGCGGGGUCUGUGAAGGUGCGGAGUCUCCUUUAACGGCGCGUUCGCUGCGACUUGAAAGGGCAGCGAGGGCUAUUCACGCUGAGCGAGAUCGUUUGAGAACGCAUUAUCCUGCGCCUUAUGACUCGAGCUCUAUAAUGUCUGGAAGUAUGGCAAGGAUCCCGAUGCACAGCAGCUCAAGCCAAGAGUCCCUCGGCGGUGGCACCAGCACUUGGGGUGGCGGGGCAUCGCCCGGUCUUCCUCGUGGCGUGACAUCAGCAGCCUCAGCCGUCUCCAUUGCGUCCAUGCACCAACAGAAGAAGCGUGGCAUUAAGAGCUCUCUGGGAAGAUUCUUUAGUAAAAAGGAUAAAGCUGGAUUGCCGGUACAAGGUCAAGGGAGUAGGACCCUAUCAUCAGUAUCUUCGUUAGGUCUGUCGUCGCUGGUCGAUGACGACGGUCAGAUGUCGCAAAGCGGUAUAAGCAACCCUCUACACCGCCUGAAGCUCCGUCUAGCGAUCCAAGAGAUGGUUUCUCUUACGUCACCCUCUGCCCCAAGAGGCACUGCUUGCGCAGCGCUGGCCUUUGGAGACAUGAACCAUGAAUGGAUCGGCAACGUUUGGCUGCCUUCGUUAGGUUUACCCCAGUAUAGAACGACGUUCAUGGAAUGUUUGGUUGACGCUCGUAUGUUGGAGCAUCUCACUAAGAGGGACUUACGUACGCAACUCAAGAUGCUUGACAGUUUUCACAGGACAUCGCUCCAUUUCGGUGUGGCGUGUCUUAAGCGCGUGGGUUACUCGGUGCGCGCGUUGGAAGAGCGACGUCGCUCCGCAGAGCAUUGCAUACGGGACGUACUCGUGUGGACCAACGAGAGGCUGCAACGGUGGCUCACUGCUAUUAAUCUCAAGGAGUACGCAGCUAACUUAUCAGAGAGCGGCGUGCACGGUGCGUUGAUCGCGUUGGACGAUAACUUUGACGCCAACAGUAUGGCGCUUGCGCUGCAGAUACCCACGCAGAAUACUCAGGCGCGGCAAAUCCUAGAAAUGGAAUUCAACAGUUUACUAGCGAACGGUACGGAGCGUAAGGCGCGGCAACCUCACGAGCACGCGCCUGCCUCCUGA